AUGUACUCCGCUGAAGAAAGCAGCUCGCGUCAUUGUUUUAUUAUUUUUCCCAUAUUUGUAACGAUUGGUUUUUCCCAUAGCGUUUUACCCGCGCGUCAUGCUGUGCGUAUACUAUGUCGACGAUACGCAUUAACGACUACAGGGUACAAGUAUCUGGAAAUAGGCGUUAACGUUGGACCGCCGAGUUACAUCGAGAUUGCGAUAGGAAAUCAUCGUAGAAACCAACUCGUACUGUCUCCCGAAACGUGGAGGGCACUCUGCGAGCAACGAUCUAACGUUGAGAAAUAUCUUGGCAAUCAGCAGUGCAUGGAUACGUCAUAUUCUAUUGUCGUUGGACCGCUGACGGUGCGAUUUAGCACUCUUGAUAACAUCACGCUUAUACAUAUGGAAGCAUCCAACGUACACUUGGCGAUGACUGCUUCCACAUUCUUCAACAUGCUUAACUUCGAUCGAUGUAUCGAUUUAAUGUUCGCGCGAUUGAUUGGCGUCAUUGAUAGAAUCGACGCACAGUUUCACAAUUUUUCUAAUAUCACGUCCACCGUAUCGAAUAAUAAAAAUGUAUCGAAAAUAAUACGCGAUAGCGAGUGCUUCCAUAAAAACCAACUUGUGGAUUGUGAACUGUUAGCUUUAGUAUUUAAUUAAAAAAUGUAUAAAAACAAAUAAAGCACUGUC
This is a messenger RNA of Vollenhovia emeryi, 672 nucleotides long. RefSeq lists its product as uncharacterized. The record is from RefSeq and is a predicted model, not a curated record. NCBI's taxonomy places the organism in Eukaryota, Metazoa, Arthropoda, Insecta, Hymenoptera, Formicidae. Bases 1 to 642 code for a protein of 213 amino acids. The transcript has 2 exons.